AUGGGCUGCAAGUGUUCGAAAUUCACUUUGUGUUGUUUUAUCUCGGGCCAGAAUGGACCAGUUCGCGAGGCACAUAAUGAUGAGAAUGAGGAGAAAAGUGAAGUCAGUGAUAGUGUGAUGGGCUGCAAGUGUUGUUCGAAACUCAAUUUGUGUUGUUUUAUCUCGGGCCAGAAUGGACCAGUUCGCGAGGCGCAUAAUGAUGAAAAUGAGGAGAAAAGUGAAGUCGGUGAUUUGCCUGCAUUCUGUGAAUACUCCAUCGAACAACUCAGGACAGCUACAUCUGGAUUUUCUGUAGAGAACAUUGUUUCAGAGCAUGGGGAGAAAGCCCCAAAUGUCGUUUAUAAGGGGAAAUUAGAGAAUCAGAGGCGAAUUGCUGUUAAACGCUUCAAUAGGUCGGCUUGGCCAGAUGCCCGGCAGUUCUUGGAAGAAGCAAGAUCUGUUGGUCAACUCCGCAACCAUAGAUUGACAAAUUUACUUGGCUGCUGCUGUGAAGGUGAAGAGAGAUUGCUUGUUGCAGAAUUCAUGCCCAAUGAGACCCUUGCAAAACAUUUAUUUCACUGGGAAACACAACCUAUGAAGUGGGCAAUGCGGAUAAGGGUCGCUUUAUACCUUGCACAAGCUCUAGAAUACUGUACCAGCAAAGGACGUGCUCUUUAUCAUGAUCUUAAUGCGUACAGAAUAGUCUUUGAUGAUGAUGGUAAUCCCAGACUGUCAUGCUUUGGUUUAAUGAAGAACAGUAGGGAUGGAAAAAGCUAUAGCACCAACUUGGCAUUUACUCCUCCAGAAUACCUAAGGACUGGAAGAGUUACCCCUGACAGUGUAACGUAUAGCUUCGGCACAUUAUUGCUUGACCUUCUCAGUGGAAAACACAUUCCUCCUAGCCGUGCCCUUGAUUUGAUGAAGGACAGGAAUCUUCAGAUGCUGACCGAUUCUUGCUUAGAAGGUCAAUUUUCUAAUGAUGAUGGAACUGAGUUAGUACGUUUAGCAUCAAGAUGUUUACAGUAUGAACCCCGCGAGAGGCCAAAUCCGAAAUCAUUAGUUGCUGCAUUGAUUCCUCUUCAGAAGGAAACUGAGAUUCUUUCUCAUGUGUUGAUGGGUAUCACUCAUGUUGGAGAGGUUAUGCCUCUAUCUGCACUUGGUGAAGCAUGUUUAAGAAUGGAUUUGACUGCCAUACACGAGAUAUUAGAGAAACUUGGUUACAAAGAUGAUGAGGGAGCAGCAGCUGAGCUUUCCUUCCAGAUGUGGUCCAAUCAGAUGCAGGAAACAUUGAACUCAAAGAAAAAGGGCGACGUGGCUUUCCGGCAUAAAGAUUUUGGGGCUGCAAUUGAAUGUUACACUCAGUUUAUUGAUGUUGGAAAAAUGGUCUCGCCAACUGUUUUUGCACGCCGCAGUUUAUCGUAUCUCAUGAGUGAUAUGCCACAGGAAGCCCUCAAUGACGCAAUACAAGCACAAGUCAUUUCUCCCAUUUGGCAUAUAGCUUCAUAUCUACAAGCUGCUGCUCUUUUCACUCUCGGGAAGGAGAAUGAGGCACAAAUCGCAGUCAAAGAGGGUUCAAUACUUGAAGACAAGAGGAAAACAACUUCCAGAAAUUAG
This is a messenger RNA of Fraxinus pennsylvanica, 1593 nucleotides long. NCBI's taxonomy places the organism in Eukaryota, Viridiplantae, Streptophyta, Magnoliopsida, Lamiales, Oleaceae. The record is from the annotation of a GenBank genome assembly.